Molecule: messenger RNA, 1480 nt
Organism: Scylla paramamosain (green mud crab)
Lineage: Eukaryota; Metazoa; Arthropoda; Malacostraca; Decapoda; Portunidae
Exons: 3
Coding region: 6-623 (205 amino acids)
Biological process (GO): monoatomic ion transmembrane transport
Cellular component (GO): membrane
Molecular function (GO): monoatomic ion channel activity; transmembrane signaling receptor activity
Source: RefSeq, a predicted model, not a curated record
UCAAGAUGGCUUCUGCCAGCAAGGAACAGGCCAUAUUCGCGAUGAAUGAAGCAAAGAUAAUCUAUUUGGAGGAGAGGUUUUUACCUGACUACGAAGUGAGCAAGACUUCUCUGGCCGUGACGGAAGGAGGCAACAACGAGACUCUCUUCAGUGUCCUCGAGAUGACAUUCGAGGUGAAGCGGCGGUGGACGGUGAUCGUGGUGACAGUGUUCCUGCCCACCUCAAUGCUGCUGUGCGUCGGAUAUGCAACUCUCUACAUCAAGCUGGAGAUGAUGGACGUGCGCAUGGCGGUGAGCCUCACAACACUACUGGUGCUAUACACACUCUUCAGCAACACCUCGGACUCGCUCCCCGUCACGGCCUACGUCAAGAUGAUCGACAUGUGGUUCUUCUCCAUCAUUUCUCUCCUCUUCUUCAUCACAAUGAUUCACGUGCUGACAGAGUACAUCUCAGAGAGACAACAGAUCGUGAAGGUACAUCCCGCGAUGAAGAGUGCUGCUCGACACUCCAGACUGACGGCCGAGCGGAUAAUGAUUGCCGUGAGGAUGUGGGUGGUGCCCCUCAUGGUGGUGGUUCUCAAUAUCGUGUACUGGGUGCUCCUCCUCCAGCAGGGUUCUCUCUAAUCCCUGUAUGUCCGUGUUCAGUGUUAAUAGAGUGUGUUCCAGAGUCUCCUGGUUCUGAUGACGUAUUUGUGGUGCCGAAGUGGAAUGUUCAGAAAUUUAGUGUGCGUUUGAAGAGACGACGUUGAAGAUAGUUACUGUGCGUUAGAGACAGCGGGAUAAUGCUUACUGCCUGGCUUUGCGGUGAAUCAUUAGAUAAAUGUUCCAGUGAUGAUAAAUACUGACGCUACCUCCACUUCCCGAUUAAUACCACGCCACAUGUUUUGAAACGCUUUGGGCUUUCGUGUUUUGGAAGGCCAAGAAGAUGAUUAAUCGUGGUGGAUAUCUUUUUGUUUUUAUUAAAGAUUUAGAAUGCCCGUUGAACUUUCACUACAAUAAUUAAAAACGACUUUGAAAACGGAAUAAACUUUGAAUGAAGCCUAAUAAAUGUACAUGGUCGAGAUAAAUACAGAAAUAUUUGAGAAUGAGACCUCAGGACACUCUCCAUUCUCGUUUUUGUCUGCAGUGCGAUACCUGACCCGCGCCAAGAAGAAACGUAAUUGGCUUUGACAUGUGUAAUAUGAUAGAUGUAAUUGGAUUCAGGCAAGUAAUUAAGGGCCAUGUGUCUUACUCAACCCUCGGCCUGUCUUCUUGGCAUCAUGUACUAAAUAAGUUACAUUCGUACGUCGUUAGUGUUUCGUCGGGCCCCCUACCCUUUUCCCCUCCCCAACACACAUUGGCUUUAAUAUGUGUAAUAUGACUAGAUGUAAAUGCAUACAGGUAGGCAAUUAAGGGCCAUGUGUCUCAGUCAACCCUUGGCCUGUAUUCUUGACACGUACAUCAUGUACUAAAUAAGUUAUAUUCGUACGUCGUUGGUGUUU